Artibeus jamaicensis (Jamaican fruit-eating bat) is the source of this 3491-nucleotide messenger RNA. It is a transcript of the gene LRRC73, whose product is annotated as leucine rich repeat containing 73. Lineage: Eukaryota; Metazoa; Chordata; Mammalia; Chiroptera; Phyllostomidae. The record is from RefSeq and is a predicted model, not a curated record. The coding region runs from base 1824 to 2774 and encodes 316 amino acids. The transcript has 6 exons.
UAAGAUGGGACAGGCAGGGUGAAGGGGACAGCCCCGGCUACACUGAAGGCAGUGAUGGAAUAUGGAACCCGUCCCUGAGUGCAAGGGACAUCUGACCCACAGCAGCAUGGGGACUGUAAGUUCAGUGAAGUAGAGUAUCCAGCUUGAGUCUGGACUCAGCUGCACUCUUGGGACACCGGUGAAGCAAUGACAAUUGGACAAAAACUUCCCAUGUCCCCCAUAUCCGUCCAAGACCCAAACAGACCUGGCUUGGCCUGGGUUGUAGUGGGGCCGAGGAACAAAGCUCUCUUCAGUUCUGCCCUUCCUCUUGAAAAAGUGCUGGUUACUCUUAAAAGCCUGCCACCAUCCAUUUAAUCUGCUCUCUGCUAGUUCCCAGGGAAUGUAAUUUUUGACCUCUCUUCACUACACUUACAUUACUCAUUAAAAAGAAAAAUUACCAUAGUAAAUCUAGGUCAGCAUCUUUCCUUCCUAAUAAAGGGACUAAGAAAGAUGUGACCUUCAUUUGCCUUCUAUGUGAGCCCCCACACCAUCAUCCUUGGACAAAGUUCUAUCAUUACUGCCUACACCAUACAGUGUGUCCUUCCAGAAAGCUCUAGCCCACUUCCCAUGGCCUCACCACCACUCCAGGUCGCUGGGCCUGGCACCCUGCUUAUUUUGGCUACCUCAGUCUCACUGGUACUGAGCCUCACGGCAUCAGCACUGCCCCACGCACCUGAAGAAGGGGUGGUUCCAGCACCUUGAAUCUACCUGCCCCAGAAAGUCUUUGUGGUUCCCCUGUGCUUAGUAGUUGAGGCCAUCUCUACCCAGCCAGGCCCCCGGGGCCGCCGCUGCGAGGCCGCCAACUUAGUGAGGAACACGCCAGAAGUCCUCUCCACAGUGCCUGCCCUCGCAGGGGCGGGGCAAAGCCAGGAUUAAAGGGCCCUAGGUACUUCUAAAGGGACGGGAGGGCGUGCCAAGGAUCCAAGCAAAGGCGAAGAGGGUCUGGUCCGUGGGAAUGGGGGACGACGGGAAAAUGGGCAAGAGAACCAGGUCACCUUCAUGUCACGUAGCUCCAUUCCCUCCCCACCCCUGCCAAUCGCAGGUCUCAACUCUCAUACCUACUUUCUGCCUGUCGUGUGCCCCACUCUCAGGGAAAGAGCAUCCUCAUCUCUGCUGAACCACCCAGUGCCUACAAGCCUGGUAGGCCCACUUGGCUUAGAACAGGGAAGGGGCGGAGCGAGCAGCGGUGACGCGGCCGUUGCCAUGGGAACUUGCCGCCCGCUCCUGCUCGGGAGCCGAAGAUCCAGUGGCCGCCUGUCGCCUGUCGCCCGUCGCCCGCUGCCCGCCUGCCGGCUGCCCCUCUUGCCCACUUCGGGCUCUCUUUGCGGCACGGUAGGAGAAACCAGGCUAGAGGAAGGCAGGGAGCAGAUGCGGCCUCCGAGCUGGGACCGGUCUUGCACGUCCUAAGACGAGACCCCUUCGCCGCCGCCGCAAUCGCCAGGGACGCGUACAAGCGCGGAGCAGCUCCCGGCCGGUCGGCCUCCUGCCCAGACACAGACGGCACGGUCCGCCCCAGCACCAGCACUGCGUGGUCUCAACUUCCCCGGUGACCUCAGUGCCUGCCGCAUCCCAGCCAUCUGUGGCCUGGGCCCCGACGCUCUUCGUGGCCACUGCCGCCGCCGCCGACACGUCUUCCGCCGCCUGCACCUCUGCCGCCACCCCUGCCCCGGUUCUGGCCGCGACCCCAGCCCAGGCCCCGACUUGAGCCCCAUCCCCGCCCCCUGCCCUGCCAACCUCGCCCGCGGCCCGGCCCAGGCCCUGGAGGAGGCCCAGCUGUAGGUACGAUGCUGCCCAGCUCCAUCCAGAUUUCAGGGGAGCCGCUGUCAGGCGCCGAGGUGCGGGACAUCUGCCGUGGCCUGCGCGACAACGCCGUGCGCCUGCUCUCCCUUCGCGGCUGCCGCCUCUGCGACCGCGACUUUGGCCGCAUCUGCCGGGCCCUGGCUGGGGCCACGUCCCUGGCGCAGCUCAACCUUAACCUGGGCGUCGUGUCCAGCCCCAGCCGCAUCAAGCAGCUGGCGGAGGCGCUGCGGACCAACCGCUCCAUCCAGUCCCUCUUCCUGCAUGGGAGCCCCCUGACAGAUGCCGGGCUGGCCUUGCUGAACCCAGCCCUAGCCCUCCACCCUGCCCUUGUGGCUCUGGACCUGGGGGACUGCAUGCUGGGUGAUGAAGCCAUCAACCUCAUCUGUGGCCUCCUCCCCCCAGAUGGGGCCAAGUCUGGUCUGAAGGAGCUAACGCUGAGUGCCAACCCUGGCAUCACCCCUAAGGGCUGGAGUCGCCUCGCCAUUGCUGUGGCCCACAGCUCGCAGGUCCGCGUCCUCAAUUUGGACUACAACCCGCUGGGUGACCAUGUGGCCGGGAUGCUGGCUGUGGCUGUGGCGUCCAGUCGAACCUUAGAGGUUCUAGAUUUGGAGAGCACAGGGCUCACCAACCAGUCGGCUCAGACCCUGCUGGACAUGGUAGAAAAUUACCCCACAGCUUUGCGGAGCCUGGUGUUGGCUGAGAACAGCAUUAGCCCAGAGCUGCAGCAACAGAUCUGUGACCUCCUUUCUGAGGGAGAGGAGGAGGAGGAGGUGGCAGGAGGGCCUGGUGACACCCAGGAACGAGAGAGGGGGAGGGAGCCUGCUGCCCACCAGAGGGGAAGCGGCUCCUGGAUGUGCCCUAGUGAUCCCAGCUCUCAGAUGGUGCUAAUGACAUCAGGACUAGGGGACAGUCUGUUGGCUGAGACCGAGAUGUGACUCUCCACUUGGGCUUCUGCACAUCAUUACAUUUUUCUCUGUCCCCAGCACCUUGCCCCAGAUGCCAGGGUUAGGCCCUGGGGCUUGGGAGGGAGGGGUUGCCUGGGGCUCUGGCAGCUCAUGGCAGUGGGGUGGGAGGCUCUGGAAGCUGUGAACUGCCUUGAACCCAAGGCAAUGGCUCUGGACUUGGCAGCUCUGGCUGCAGCCCGCUGGCUCGGAAGAGAUUUUAUCAACUUUACAACCUGGCGUGUGGCUAUGGUCACUGGGGGGCUGGCAGUAGGGGAGGAACUGGAACUACCAUUAGAUACCACUAGGGGGCAAUGCCACCCCACAGCCAAAGCAUCCUUUGACACCACCCCCCACCAGCAAAAGGUCUCAAAAUGGUCUGGCACAGGCCUGGGACUUCCACAACCCAGGGUUCUGAAGUGACCCCUUACACAAGGCCUAUAAAGAUAUAACAAAGAUUAUAUUUUUGCAGAGGUAUAGAGCUUACCUCCAGAGCUGAGCUGGACUGGACCCUACCUCAGGGGAGACUUGAGGCCCAGUCAAGGUUAUUUAAGGUGCAGCCCCUCCCGACUGCCCGAUGCUCUGUGCCCAGGGAAGGCCCAGGCAGUUGGGGCAAGGCAGAAUCACUAGCAAAGAGUAGGACAUCACAGGAACUGGGAAUACUCAAGAAUGGAGAAAUGAAUGGUCAUUAAUAGACAAAUUAGUCCAUAC